AAAGGCGCAGGAUGAAAACUAGUUUCCUGGUUUGGUGAGCGAGAAAGAGAGAGAAAGCAGGAGCCGCGGGCACAGUGCACCAGUAGUCCCACUACUACUACUACUUCUACUACUACUCCCAGCAGCCUGCUUCCCACCUGGCACACACUUUCUUCCCCUGGCUACAGAGGAAACCCACUAAGCUGCGUGAAUGUACAACAUGAUGGAGACCGAGCUCAAGCCCCCCGCCCCCCAGCAGACUUCUGGGGGCACCGGGAACUCCAACUCUGCGGCCAACAACCAGAAGAACAGCCCGGACCGGGUGAAGAGACCCAUGAACGCCUUCAUGGUAUGGUCCAGGGGGCAGAGGAGGAAGAUGGCCCAGGAGAACCCCAAGAUGCACAACUCUGAGAUCAGCAAGAGGCUGGGGGCCGAGUGGAAGCUGCUCUCCGAGGCUGAGAAGAGACCCUUCAUCGAUGAGGCCAAGAGGCUGCGAGCCCUGCACAUGAAGGAGCACCCCGAUUACAAAUACAGGCCCAGGAGGAAAACCAAAACCCUCAUGAAGAAGGAUAAGUACACCCUGCCCGGGGGCUUGCUGGCACCUGGGGGCAACUCCAUGAGCUCUGGGGUCGGGGUGGGGGGUAGCCUGGGAGCUGGGGUCAACCAGAGGAUGGACAGCUAUGCCCAUAUGAACGGCUGGACCAACGGGGGCUAUGGCAUGAUGCAGGAGCAGCUGGGCUACCCGCAGCACCCAGGGCUCAAUGCCCACAACGCGGCUCAGAUGCAGCCCAUGCACCGCUACGACGUCAGCGCCCUCCAGUACAACUCCAUGACCAGCUCCCAGACCUACAUGAACGGCUCCCCCACCUACAGCAUGUCCUACUCCCAGCAAGGGGGCCCUGGCAUGACCCUGGGCUCCAUGGGCUCGGUGGUAAAGUCAGAGUCCAGUUCCAGCCCGCCCGUAGUCACUUCUUCAUCCCACUCGAGGGCUCCGUGCCAGGCAGGUGACCUCCGGGACAUGAUCAGCAUGUACCUACCUGGGGCAGAGGUGCCAGAGCCAUCUGCCCAAAGCAGACUGCACAUGUCCCAGCACUACCAGAGCGCUUCAGUACCGGGCACAGCCAUCAAUGGCACCAUGCCCCUAUCACACAUGUGAGGACUAAAGCAGAAACUUUUAUUUAGUAGAGUUUGGACUUUU
Molecule: messenger RNA, 1177 nt
Organism: Bufo gargarizans (Asiatic toad)
Lineage: Eukaryota; Metazoa; Chordata; Amphibia; Anura; Bufonidae
Gene: SOX2
Product: SRY-box transcription factor 2
Exons: 1
Coding region: 191-1135 (314 amino acids)
Biological process (GO): regulation of DNA-templated transcription; anatomical structure morphogenesis; cell differentiation
Molecular function (GO): DNA-binding transcription factor activity, RNA polymerase II-specific; RNA polymerase II cis-regulatory region sequence-specific DNA binding
Source: RefSeq, a predicted model, not a curated record